Molecule: messenger RNA, 519 nt
Organism: Elgaria multicarinata webbii
Lineage: Eukaryota; Metazoa; Chordata; Lepidosauria; Squamata; Anguidae
Product: deoxyribose-phosphate aldolase-like
Exons: 1
Coding region: 7-519 (170 amino acids)
Biological process (GO): carbohydrate catabolic process; deoxyribonucleotide catabolic process
Cellular component (GO): cytoplasm
Molecular function (GO): deoxyribose-phosphate aldolase activity
Source: RefSeq, a predicted model, not a curated record
GCGAUCAUGGCUUCUCGGAAUCCGGGGACGGAGUUGGAACUCAGUUGGCUCGCUCGAGUUCGAGUGAAUCAACCAGCUGUUCUGAGACGUGCGGCACAAAUCCAGACACAAUGGCCUGUGAAAAAGAAUUGGCAGGCAGCUUGGCUUCUAAGGGCCGUCACCUGCAUCAACCUCACCACGCUUUCAGGCGAUGACACCCCCGUCUGCAGGUUGUGUUACAAAGCCAAGCAUCCCAUCAGACAGGAUCUGUUGCAAGCUGUGAACAUGCAUGAUAAAGGUAUUACUACUGCAGCUGUUUGUGUCUAUCCAGCUAGAGUAGCAGAUGUGGUUAAGGCACUCAAGGCUGCAGGCUGUGACAUCCCAGUAGCUUCAGUGGCAACUGGGUUCCCAGCAGGACAGACAGCUCUGAAAACCCGCUUAGAGGAGAUCCGGCUAGCCGUGGAAGCUGGGGCGAGAGAGAUCGACAUUGUCAUUAACAGAACCUUAGUUCUGACGGGGCAAUGGGAAGCUGAGGAUUAG